AUGCUCUCGACACCUCAGAAGGUGUUGAGGGAAACUUUGAGAGCUAGGAUGAGCACCUCUACGUUUGAUCUGAAUAAGGUGUCUGAGGGAAAAGAUAUUUACGAGGAUAUUGAACCCGAUGAUGACGAAGACAAUGCUACAGAACCUGACGAUCCGGAGGAGGAGCAGCGGGGUAGACAGAUGAGUAUUCUUACGGAGGAGAAGAGAGAGAUUAGGAGGAUUAGGGGACGAGAGAGUUAUGCUAGGAGAAAGGAGGCAUCGGCAAAAUUGGGUAGCACGAGCCAGGCACAGACACAAAAUGGGGAUGCAGUCCUCGGUAGACUCGAAUGCGUUGCAGGGAGCGAGAAGUCAACUGAUCGCCUAACUCCUAGACCAUAUAGGAAGAAGAGAAAGUCCGAUGCCGACCACGCCUAUCGUCCUGUGUCUUCUGACAGCGAAUCUGAUGACGAGGAAACAGGGACUCCCAAGAGGGCUAAGAGGAAAAUGUCCAAUCGGAGGUUGGCUUCUACGGUUACGGGGGAGGCAAGAGCAAAUGAGCACUUUCCAACACCCCCCAAGAAGCAGCGAAUGCGGGCCUCCGACUCUGCCGAUACGGGAUCUACGGUUGUUAGCAAGUUUAUUGAAGGAAGCAUGAGAGAUCGUGCAAGUGCAAUUCCUCCUAAAGAUAUCAUUGGGCUGCUCCCUAGCUCUUCCCCGAACAGACAUGAGGGCGAGAUCGCAUAUGAACCGGCACAGAGACAGAGCACCGACAGCACUGGCAGUGCUGCUAUGAAUUCUGCAAGCCCAAGUCUACUUGGUUCGAUAGGUACUGCAGCAGGUGCUCUGAAUCCGUUCAAAUUCGCUCAUCGUAUCAAGGACAUAUGGGAAAAACAGAAGGCUGAAUACAUUGCUCAUGAGCGGAAGAAGAGGAUGUUGGCCGAUCGGAGAAAGAGGAGCGAGAAGGCCUAUGAAGAAAUGAAGAGACUUGGUGCAGCCCAGGGAUUUACUGGGAAUGCUGCUGCUGUUGCUGGUGCGAAUCAGAUCAGGUUUAGGUACGAAGAUUAUGUGAUGGCAGGAAUGGACGGCAAUCAUGAGGAUAUCGGGAUGGCUCUGGGCACGGACUCAGGCGAUGAGGUUUCUGUUGGAGAUGAUGCAGCUGGCGCUAGUGAGGAGAAGGGGAUAUCAGGAGUGACUAAUUCCGUUAGAAGUGGAAUGGCUAUUUCCGUCGAGCAGCGCAACAGUGGCAGUGAGCGGAGUGAAUCUGGGGUUCGAGGGGAUCACUCUAUGAGGUCAUCACUGUCGGAUCAUUCUCGCGCAUCGUUGACUUUUCCUAGAGCUUCCGAUCGCCGAAGCGGUAGCACCAGUGGACGGAAUGCCCGUCAUUCCCGAACGUCCUCGAGAAUGCUCUCUCCCCCCCCUCUUGCUGAGGGCGCCGCCAACAAGUUGAACGGAGUGGGGACAUUAGUCAAGAAGAAGAGCAAAGUCUUCGUCAACUCCAUUAUCGGAAAAGACGACAAGAAGGAUGACAGCGCAACGAAGGGGGAACGCGGUCCAACAAAGCGCGAACUCAAAAAGCAAGAACGACUAAGGAACAGAGUCAGCAACCUGGAGGAGCAACUGGAAAGGGCCAGACAAGAACUCGAAAUCGCCACCCGGGGAGCCAAUGUCCCACCUGUCCCGCAAAUACCAGCACGCAUCACAAACUCCACUGUCAGGACCGUCGCCACCACCGACCCCGAGACACCCCAACAGCAAAACCCCCGACGAAGCAACGACGAAGCAACAAACCGGUCCGACAUCGCUGAAGGCGAAGAAACGGAAGUGGACGAUAACGAGGUGGAUGAGGGAUUCUCAGUGGUCCCACUCUCACCAGUCAUGAACACUAGUUUCGGCGGAAGCUUCAAUGCCACCGCCAUGGCCGGGAUGACGAUUAUCGAGAGUCUCGGCGAAGCCAAUCACACUUCUACCCCCAGGAAUGCUCGUCGGCCGUAUUCACUUGGGUCAGGAUUGCGCACGCUGCCGAAGAGGGCCUCUACGCCCGUGUUGGGGAAUUUGAGUGGUGGUCGUGGUAAUAGUGCUUCGGCGGCGACAGCUGGUCGUGGAGUAGGUGGCGUUAAGGGCGCUCGCCAUUCUCCGCCGCCCCCGGUUCCUGACGUUGGGAGUGUACCGCCUGUGCCAAGGCUUUCGAGGAGGGCUAGUGGGUUGUAG
Molecule: messenger RNA, 2187 nt
Organism: Tuber melanosporum (Perigord truffle)
Lineage: Eukaryota; Fungi; Ascomycota; Pezizomycetes; Pezizales; Tuberaceae
Exons: 2
Coding region: 1-2187 (728 amino acids)
Source: RefSeq, a predicted model, not a curated record